AACCACAAUUUUUGUUUUCCCUUUGAAAUAAAUACAAAAUUUCAUCAAAAUCGUCUCAACGCCUUAGAAACCAUAUCAACGCGUCGUUUCGUGAAAAAAGAUAAACACACAGACACACCGGUAUUGGCCGCUUGGGAGCGGCGGAGGAGGAGAAUGGAUGCGCCGUCGAUUGUCGUCGAUCACUUGGUUCUGACAACGUUCCUAGCCUCUCUGUUCGCUUCUCUGUUUCUUUAUCUCUUGCAGCAACGCCGCCGGAGCAGAGAGAAUUUGAAACGUAGCAAGAGAGCUCAGAGCAGAAUCGAUGAAACCCUAACGGUGAAAUCUGGUAAUGGCGUCGAUAUUAUCAUUGUUGGUGCUGGUGUCGCCGGUGCUGCUCUCGCUCAUACCCUCGGAAAGGAAGGAAGAAGAGUUCACGUUAUAGAAAGAGACUUGAACGAACCUGAUAGAAUUGUUGGUGAAUUGCUUCAACCAGGUGGUUACUUGAAGUUAAUCGAGCUCGGACUUGAAGAUUGUGUGAAGGAGAUAGAUGCGCAGAGAGUUCUUGGUUAUGCUCUCUUCAAAGAUGGGAAACACACUAAACUCUCUUACCCUUUGGAUCAGUUUGAUUCGGAUGUUGCGGGUCGUAGCUUUCACAAUGGGAGAUUUGUGCAGAGGAUGCGUGAGAAAGCUUCUUCACUUCUCAAUGUUCGAAUGGAGCAAGGAACAGUGACAUCUUUGGUGGAAGAAAAAGGAAUAAUCAAAGGCGUUCAAUACAAAACCAAAGAUGGCCAAGAACUUAAAGCAUUUGCUCCCUUGACCAUUGUGUGUGAUGGCUGUUUCUCCAACUUGCGUCGCUCUCUCUGCAAACCUAAGGUGGAAGUGCCAUCAAAUUUUGUGGGUCUCGUGCUGGAGAAUUGCGUACUUCCUUUUCCGAAUCAUGGACACGUCGUUCUUGGCGAUCCGUCACCCAUUUUAUUCUAUCCAAUCAGCAGCUCGGAAGUCCGUUGCUUGGUGGAUGUACCUGGUUCAAAACUACCUUCACUCGCAAGCGGCGAAAUGGCUAAUUAUCUCAAAACAAUGGUUGCACCGCAAGUACCGCCUCAGAUCCGUGAUGCUUUCAUUUCCGCGGUCGAGAAAGGUAACAUAAGAACAAUGCCGAACAGAAGCAUGCCUGCCGACCCAAUUCCUACACCUGGAGCUCUACUUCUAGGCGAUGCGUUCAAUAUGCGCCAUCCUCUUACUGGAGGUGGUAUGACUGUCGCUUUGUCCGAUAUAGUUAUCCUCCGCAAUCUACUGAACCCGCUCACCAACUUAACCGACAAAGAAUCCUUAUCCAAAUACAUCGAAUCCUUCUACACAUUGCGGAAACCGGUUGCUUCAACCAUCAAUACCCUCGCAGGAGCUCUCUAUAAAGUCUUUCUUGCAUCUCCUGAUGAUGCGAGAAGCGAAAUGCGUCGAGCGUGUUUUGAUUAUCUUAGCCUCGGAGGUGUAUGCUCGUCUGGACCAGUGGCUUUGCUCUCGGGUUUGAACCCACGGCCUAUGAGCCUUGUUCUUCAUUUCUUCGCAGUUGCGAUAUUCGGGGUUGGUCGCUUGCUCGUACCUCUCCCUUCCGUUAAACGGUUAUGGCUCGGAGCUAGACUGAUCUCGAGUGCUUCAGGGAUUAUAUUUCCAAUAAUAAAAGCAGAAGGUGUGAGGCAAAUGUUCUUCCCUCGAACUAUACCUGCCAUUUACAGAGCUCCUCCUCCUUCUCCUCCUCAAUGAUGAAUCAUAAACUCUGCUCAUAAGAUUUCUCAAGUGUAAGAUUAGCUUAUUUGCUGUUACGAUUCGAAUGAACCGGGUGGUUUGAUUUGGUCUUUUACGAACUUUGGUUUGAAAUGUGUAACCCAUCUGUUAAAACAAAAUCAUCAAGUAAAUAAGUAUGAAUUAUCUUUGCUAA
Capsella rubella is the source of this 1915-nucleotide messenger RNA. RefSeq names its product squalene epoxidase 3. The transcript has 6 exons. Gene Ontology annotation, cellular component: membrane; endoplasmic reticulum. Gene Ontology annotation, biological process: sterol biosynthetic process. The record is from RefSeq and is a predicted model, not a curated record. Gene Ontology annotation, molecular function: flavin adenine dinucleotide binding; squalene monooxygenase activity. NCBI's taxonomy places the organism in Eukaryota, Viridiplantae, Streptophyta, Magnoliopsida, Brassicales, Brassicaceae. The coding region runs from base 154 to 1740 and encodes 528 amino acids.